UGGUUUACCUAAUAUUUGACGUUCAGUGUACCAAUAUUGGGUUCGAAUUAUUCUUAAAGUAGAUGAAAGCUUAAGAAUUUACUUGUUUUAAAGGCCAUACCUUCCAUUAGUGCUAUCUGGGUCUGCUUAAAGUUUCAAUUUUGUACCCAUUUUUGUGUCCUGUAGAGUUUGUGCGAAACAUGCGAUUGCAAACGUUAAAGUGGUCUGAGGGCAGUCCAACUGAAUUUAGUAGCUUUUUUGUUCAGCUUUUCCCAAGUGGUAGUUCUUAAGUUUGUGAAUUGGUGAACCUUGACAAGGGGUCUAUAAUCUUUUACAAUUGCUUGAAGCCAUGACAUCAGUUAUAGGCUUCCCAGGACCUCAUUUUUGUGUGUUAAAUUCAGAGAAUAAACCUCGGUUUCAAGUGCAAGUUAGGACUUUAGGUAGUAAGGAUUCACCAGUUUUGUCAUCAGAUUCAGUUGCUGUGAAUGGUGUUUCCGUAAUCGAGGAGAGGGAGGAAAGGAGGUCUUUGAUUGAUGAAGGGAAUGGGAGGUUGAGGCAUAAGGUUAAUAAGGAGAAGAGAGUGAAGGAUGGUGUUCUUGAAAGUUUGGAACCUUUGUGGGAUGAUGGGUAUGGGACUGUGACUGUAAAAGAUUAUUUUGAUGCAACCAAGGAGAUGAUUAAGCCUGAUGGUGGACCUCCCCGGUGGUUUUGUCCCGUUGCUUGCGAGGCGCCAUUAAAGGAUUCUCCAAUUCUUUUCUUUUUGCCUGGGCUAGAUGGUACUGGGUGGGGCCUCAUUUUGCACCAUAAAGCUCUUGGGAAGGCUUUUGAAGUUCGAUGCCUGCAUAUUCCUAUUAAUGAUCGAACACCAUUUGAAGGGCUGGUGAAAUUUGUCGAAGAAACUAUCAGGCUUGAGCAUGCUUCAUCUCCAAACAAGCCAAUUUAUUUGGUCGGAGAUUCCUUUGGAGGAUGCCUAUCACUUGCCGUUGCUGCACGUAAUCCUACCAUUGAUCUAGUACUGAUACUAGUCAAUUCAGCAUCAUCAAUUGAAAGAUCUCAGCUACAACCUCUGUUCCCUAUCUUGGAGGCUAUACCUGAUGAAUUACAUACCGCAAUUCCCUAUCUCCUCAGCUUUGUUAUGGUCUCAAAUUUCUCGUUUUCAAUGCCAAAUACACGAACUUUCAUUCCAUCAGGUGAUCCAACAAAAAUGGCGAUGGUUAAUAUUGAAAGUAGGCUCCCUCCCAGUUUAAAACUUACACAAUUGUCUCGCAACCUCACUGCUUUGCUACCAUGCCUCUCAUCUUUGGCUGAUAUUAUACCGAGGGCGACUCUUCUUUGGAAGCUGAAGCUGCUCAAGUCAGCUGCUGCUUAUGCAAAUUCCCGUCUCCAUGCUGUUAAAGCUGAAGUACUAGUGUUGGCCAGUGGCAAAGAUAACAUGGUGCCGAGUCGAGAUGAAGCGCAACGACUAAUGAACUCAUUACAGAAUUGUACAGUUCGUCACUUCAACGACAAUGGACAUACCCUAUUACUAGAAGAUGGCAUUAAUUUGUUGACAGUUAUAAAAGGCACUUGCAAAUACCGUCGUUCGAGGAAGCGGGAUUAUGUCUCAGAUUUUCUUCCUCCUAGUAUGUCAGAACUCAAAUAUACAUCCGAUGAAGUAUUCGGGUUAUUACGCUUAGCUACUGGUUCUGUAAUGUUCUCAACAUUGGAAGAUGGGAAGAUAGUGAGAGGUCUUGCUGGAGUACCUCAUGAAGGACCUGUCUUAAUUGUUGGUUAUCACAAUUUAAUGGGAUUGGAGCUGAAUUCUUUAGUUGAAGAAUUUUUAAGAGAAAAGAACAUAAUGGUUCGUGGAGCAGCACAUCCAGAGUUGUUCUGGGGGAAGUCCGGGAGCUCGGCUAGCUUGGACUUGCUCAAAGUAUUUGGUGCAGUACCUGUCACAGCAAAAAAUCUAUUCAAAUUGCUUUCGUCAAAAUCACAUGUUCUGCUCUAUCCUGGUGGUGCACGUGAGGCUCUCCAUUUCAAGGGUGAAGAAUACGAGCUAUUCUGGCCUAAUCAACCGGAAUUUGUGAGAAUGGCUGCACGAUUUGGGGCCACCAUUGUACCGUUUGCAGCUGUAGGAGAAGAUGACCUACUAGAAUUGGUUUUUGACUACAAUGACCUAAAGAAGAUCCCUGUGAUCAGUGACUAUAUCAAAGAAUCUAAUCGCGAUGCUAUAAGAUUAAGGGAUGAGACGAGCGGGGAGGUGGCAAAUGUAGAUCUCUUUUUCCCGGGGGUUUUGCCCAAGUUACCAGGGCGCUUUUACUAUUUAUUUGGGAAGCCAAUAGUAACCAAGGGAAAAAAAGAGAUCCUGAAAGAUAAAGAAAAUGCAAACAAAUUGUAUUUGGAGAUACAAUCUGACAUUGAAAACAGUUUAGCAUACUUGCUUAAGAAGCGGGAGGAGGAUCCUUAUAGGAGUAUUAUAGACAGAACAGCUUAUCGGGCAAUAUAUUCCCCUAUACAUGAAGUUCCAACAUUUGAGCCUUGACAAUUUAUGUUCGAAAAAUCGCUACAUUAUCUCGCUUUUACUUUUGUAUUUUCUGUAACUUUGAUAUUAAAAAAAAAAAACCAAAACUGCAAAAAAAAGUUUUCUUCUUUUCAAUAUAGGCCCAUUUUGCCAUGUUUAAAAAAAGGCCCAUUUUACAAAACUCAACCCGUUAGUUUUAUUAAAAAUUAGGUCAGAUAUCUUCUUCUUCCUAGUGCUGCCUUUCUCCUUCCUCUCUCUGUUUCUUCUUCUUCUUCUUCUUCUUCCUCCUCCCUAGUUACGCGUCGCCGCCUCCUGCGCGCUUCACCCGCGCCUCAACGUCAAAACGCCCGCCCAGACCCGCCUAACUCCCUGGCGCCUAACUCGCGGCGGCGUCCUCCCGCCUAGCCCGAUUUUUCCUACACUUUGUGCACGAACUCCACUAAUUAAUUCAAGUUUCAUAUUGUGUGGCCCAAAUAAAUGGGGUUUUUAUUUCUUUUAUCUUUUUCAAAAGAAAUACUGAAUCUUGUGUUGCAAACUUGAAAUUGGAGGUCUAAGAAGAAGCAUUAUAGCCUGAAAAACAGAAGAAAUAAAGAAGUAAAUGUCCCUCUUUGAACAGAAAUUAACAAGAAAGUACUCAACAAUAUCUCUAAUAAAGGAUGUAACGUGAUUGCCUUUUCUAUAUAGAAUCCAUAAUAAGAGACUUAAAAUAAUGAGGAAGUAGAGUUGGAACUCAGACCAGAGGGAAUUACAGGGUAAUGCCAUGUGGUUGAUGGAGGUCUCAAUCCAUGCAUGGGCGCAGAACAUGAUUCUUGAGAUAUUUUAGAAAGGCAGAAUCUGCGUUUUGCCAAAAGGGUCGGUUUGAUUCUUGAAUGUAUGCAUCUCUUCAGACUAGCAGGCUCGAUAAGUGCAUGCUGGCGCCACAAAUCUGGACUGCAAAACUUGAUUCUGCAUUUGCUGAAUGAAACACGAUAAUAUAUCAUAAUAAUCGCGUAAUUUGUCAUGUAUAGAGAAAGAUAUUCUCUCUCUCUCUCUCUCUCCCCUUAAUUUUCUGGUAGAAGCAAUGUAUUCUGAACAGUGAAGGUCUUGCAAGUGAAGGUAAUGGAGGUCACAAUCCAUGGAUAAGCAGAACAUGAUUCGUUUUCAACAUUUUAGCAAUCGGAGAAUUUGAAUGGAAUCUUGGAGUGCAUUAGAAAAAGAAAUAUGUGCUCAAAAAGUAGCACAACUAGCUGUUGCGUACAUAUACAAGGAGAAGCGUCAACAUGUUCCAAGUGAGAAAGAAGUCGAGUCAUAUAGCUAGUUCCAAACUCAAAGCUAACUAAGCAAUGGCCGGCUAUGAUUACAGUUACAGAUCAGGUUACUCUACCGGCAACGGGGUAGGAUCGUACACUGACCAAUGGGGCCAAACAAGGCAUGGCUCUCCUCCACUUAUUGAGCCAGUGAGAAAUUACGGCUAUGCUGCUGAUGACAAUUGGCGUAGGCCUCCAAGCCCACCACACCACGCCGUUGAUGGUUUCCACACCAGAAUCCACACUGAUGCUAGCCGUGAUCCUAGGGUUGCACCCUUCAAUGGCAUAACCUGGGGCCAACAACCCAAUCAAAUUGGAUACAAUGGAACUACGGGCUAUGGUGGCUAUAGCGACUACAGCAACAACACGUUGUACAAGCCUAAUGGAAACACCAUUCGGAAUGACAACUAUGACGACUACCACCACAACCGCAAACAUGAUAGUGGCAUGGGGCCAAUCAACCUGACAUCACACGGUGGCUACCACGGUAAGUCAAGCCAUUCAACAUGGACUUCUACACUUCCGGUUCGUGGUGAUGGCAGACUCAGCAUUCCAACAGAUGACAUGGAGAGGGCCCUGCACUACUUGAAGGAGAGUGCAAAGUCUUCAGCAUGGCCAAGAACAACAUGACAAAUUCACGCAACUAAUGUCUGAUGCUAAUUAAGGCUUGGUGCUUUAUGCUUUAGCUUGGCUUUUCUUGGGUCAUUUUCAUCCGUUGGUCUGGUCUAACCUAACCACUCUAUCUGUUUUCUGUUAUCUGCAUCUGUUUAGCUGUAUUG
Messenger RNA from Prunus avium (sweet cherry), 4544 nucleotides. RefSeq names its product Esterase/lipase/thioesterase family protein (gene PES1). NCBI's taxonomy places the organism in Eukaryota, Viridiplantae, Streptophyta, Magnoliopsida, Rosales, Rosaceae. Gene Ontology annotation, cellular component: membrane. The record is from RefSeq and is a predicted model, not a curated record.